Messenger RNA from Scophthalmus maximus (turbot), 3772 nucleotides. RefSeq names its product ribosomal protein S6 kinase a, like (gene rps6kal). The record is from RefSeq and is a predicted model, not a curated record. NCBI's taxonomy places the organism in Eukaryota, Metazoa, Chordata, Actinopteri, Pleuronectiformes, Scophthalmidae. Gene Ontology annotation, biological process: protein phosphorylation. Gene Ontology annotation, molecular function: magnesium ion binding; ATP binding; ribosomal protein S6 kinase activity. The transcript has 22 exons. The coding region runs from base 387 to 2597 and encodes 736 amino acids.
CCUCCCUCCCUCGCUCUACCUCCGAGAUCCGCCGCUUCGGUUUGGACGGGGGGAAAUCCUGAGCUGAAUUGCGUCAUUAAUACGUCAAUACAGGCUCACUCGGUGACGACCAGGUACCACGGUGGCCGCCAUAUUCGCAUCCAUGGCAGGGUAGCGGACGAGCGGUGCUCUCGGCGAGCGUACGGGUCCAGUCAUCGGCAUCGGCGAUUCCCCCGCACCGGCCCCCUCCGACCCCGUCCCGAUUCCCACCCCGCGCCCGCGCGGCUUUGCGUCUGGUCGUGGAAGCAGAGCAGCCGGACUUCCACACAGGGGGGAGCCAUGCAACGUGGAGCGGGGGUCUAGGCGGACUACGAUGCCUUAGACUUGGAGAGGAUUUCUGGCACAAGAUGGAGGUAAACAGCGUUAGCAGUGAGGUCAAUGGACAUCAGAUCAUGGACGAGCCAAUGGAGGAGGGAGAGUCUUUCUCACACUGUGAUGACGGGGCGUACGAGGAGAUCCCCAUCACCCACCAUGUGAAAGAGGGUUGUGAGAAAGCGGAUCCAUCUCAGUUUGAACUGCUCAAGGUCCUCGGCCAGGGCUCUUUCGGCAAGGUAUUUCUGGUCAGGAAGCUCUUGGGUCCAGAUGCUGCACAGUUAUAUGCAAUGAAAGUUCUUAAAAAGGCAUCUUUGAAAGUCAGGGACAGAGUUCGCACUAAGAUGGAAAGAGACAUUUUAGUGGAAGUCAAUCAUCCCUUCAUAGUGAAGUUGCACUACGCCUUUCAGACAGAAGGGAAACUGUAUUUAAUACUGGACUUUCUCAGGGGAGGGGAUGUAUUCACUCGCUUAUCCAAAGAGAGAGUAAAUUUGUCCAGUUCUUAUCAGGUUAUGUUUACAGAGGAAGAUGUGAAAUUCUACCUUGCAGAGCUGGCCCUGGCCCUCGACCAUCUGCACAACCUGGGCAUAGUUUACAGAGAUCUCAAGCCAGAGAACAUCUUACUUGAUGAAGCUGGACACAUAAAGUUAACAGACUUUGGCUUGAGCAAAGAGUCAGUCGAUGCUGAUAAGAAGGCGUAUUCCUUCUGCGGUACGGUGGAGUAUAUGGCCCCCGAGGUGGUCAACAGGAGAGGACACACACAGAGUGCGGACUGGUGGUCCCUGGGAGUACUGAUGUUUGAGAUGCUUACGGGGACGUUACCAUUCCAAGGCAAAGACCGCAAUGAGACCAUGAACAUGAUUCUCAAAGCUAAGUUGGGAAUGCCCCAGUUCCUAAGUUUGGAAGCCCAGAGUUUGCUGCGGAUGCUGUUUAAACGUAACCCCGCUAACAGACUAGGGGCCGGACCCGACGGAGUGGAGGAGAUCAAACGCCACGCUUUCUUUUCCACCAUCGACUGGAAUAAACUGUACAGGAGAGAGCUCCAGCCCCCAUUCAAGCCUGCGGCAGGAAAACCAGAUGACACAUUCUGCUUUGACCCAGAGUUCACCGCUAAAACGCCUAAAGACUCCCCAGGUAUCCCACCCAGUGCUAACGCCCACCAGCUCUUCAAAGGCUUCAGUUUUGUUGCCCCGGCCCCUAUGGACGAGAACAAGAGCUCCCCGCUGCUCAGCAUACUCCCUAUAGUUCAGAUGCACGGGGGUGCGGCCAAGUUCUCUGAUCUGUACGAGCUGCAGGAGGACAUAGGGGUCGGCUCUUACUCCAUUUGUAAACGCUGUGUACACCGAGUCUCUGCCGCGGACUAUGCUGUGAAGAUUAUAGACAAAAGUAAGAGGGACCCCUCUGAAGAGAUCGAAAUCCUGAUGCGAUACGGACAGCAUCCCAACAUCAUCACUCUGAAAGACGUGUAUGACGAGGGCAGGUAUGUUUACCUGGUGACGGAGCUGAUGAAGGGGGGGGAGCUGCUGGACAAGAUCCUCAGGCAGAAGUUUUUCUCCGAGAGAGAGGCCAGCGCUGUGCUCUACACCAUCACCAAGACUGUUGACUACCUCCACUGCCAAGGGGUGGUACACCGAGACCUGAAGCCCAGUAACAUCCUGUACAUGGACGACUCGGGGAAUCCUGACUCUAUCAGAAUCUGUGACUUUGGCUUCGCCAAGCAGCUUCGGGGGGGCAAUGGCCUCCUCCUCACCCCCUGUUACACUGCCAACUUUGUGGCACCAGAGGUACUAAUGCGUCAAGGUUAUGAUGCAGCCUGUGAUAUAUGGAGUCUUGGAGUUCUACUGUAUACAAUGCUGGCAGGGUACACGCCGUUUGCUAACGGGCCAAACGACACGCCAGAUGAGAUUCUGCUCCGGAUUGGGUCUGGAAAGUUCUCCUUGACAGGUGGCAACUGGGAUACUGUGUCAGACAGCUCAAAGGACCUGCUGUCCCACAUGCUCCACGUGGACCCUCACCAGAGAUACACAGCAGAGCAGGUCCUAAAGCAUUCCUGGAUCACCUGCAGAGACGCGCUCCCGCACUUCCAGCUCACACGCCACGAUGCACCGCACCUCGUCAAGGGAGCCAUGGCUGCCACCUAUUCAGCACUGAGCCAGAAGACGAGUCAGCCGGUGUUGGAGCCGGUGGCAGCGUCCAGUCUAGCGCAGAGACGCAGCAUGAAGAAACUCACCUCAACCGACAUGUAGACACACACACACACACACACACACACACACACACACACACACACACACACACACACACACACAUCGAUCGCCCUCCAGUUUCAACCUCACUCUGUCCGACUGUCAUACACAAAAUGUAGACGUGCUCUCUCACACACACACACACACACACACACAGACCGAAGUCCUGGCCAGUCAGAGCGACUGUCUCCCCCUUUUUAACCUAUUUAUUUGACACGCUCAACACACACACUCACACCCUCCUAACAUGCGCACACACAAAAACACACACACACUGGACGAGGUCGCAUUUUGAAGAGGUCGGCCGAAGAGGAAGAGGGGAAACUCACAUAUCUGUUACUGCUGGGGAGACAGACUUGUAUUUAUUUCCACAGCUUUCAUAUGCACUUGCCCUCCUCGCCUUUCAUUCUUUCUUCCUCGCGUGGGGAAGAGACACACCAGCUGAUGUUCUCCGUCACUGUGAUUGGCUGAUUCAAAGCUGCUUCGGUAAACUGUGCCCCACUGCUCUUCAUCUGCACCCUGCCACCCUCCUCCUCAGUUCUCUCUCCUUCCCUAAUUUGCUUUGGCUCUCUUAACUUAGUUUCUUCAAAGUGAAGUUAAGGUUUGUGUGUGAGAGUGUCGCCGUGAUGAUAUUGACUGAAGGUCAUAGUGCGACUGUUUCCUCUCUUCAAAAUGAAAAGGCGUGAUUCUGCUUGUGGCGGAUUCAGAGUCCCCUCAGGAACAAUGUCAUCCGCCUGCACUUUCAGUAACAUAAAUGCACAUGAAGACACAACUUGUAUUCCUUUUCCCUUAAAAAAAUCCACCUUCUAACUCAUGUUACUUUGUGAUGCUAACAGUGUAUCAACAGAGGUCGAAUAAGCUGGCGACGGACUAACGAUAAGUUCUAGAAUUUGAAGGUAUAUAUAAUAUAUAUACGUACAAACAUAUGAUGAAGAUGAAGAGCAUGUGGGGGAGCUGUAGGGAUUUUCUCUGGGGGGGGCGGGACGUACCCCGUCGAACCAGAGAGGCUGAAUAAAAAAAAUGCAAAAAAGAUGAAAAAAAGAUUUCCAUGGAUAUCUCUUCAAAAAGACAUUGUGGAAACUGUAUGAUAUUGUAUUUAUUUCAUUUGAUUUUUAAGAUUCUAUUUUUCUUUCAAGUUCUGUAUAUAUUGACAUUAAAGAUCAUUAUUGACAUGC